Molecule: messenger RNA, 7994 nt
Organism: Nothobranchius furzeri (turquoise killifish)
Lineage: Eukaryota; Metazoa; Chordata; Actinopteri; Cyprinodontiformes; Nothobranchiidae
Gene: slx4
Product: SLX4 structure-specific endonuclease subunit homolog (S. cerevisiae)
Biological process (GO): DNA replication; DNA repair; resolution of meiotic recombination intermediates
Cellular component (GO): nucleus; Slx1-Slx4 complex
Molecular function (GO): protein binding
Source: RefSeq, a predicted model, not a curated record
AAUUAUUUUUGAAUAUUAGUCUAAAAAACUAAUUGCAUGAACCAAAGAUAUUUCACAUUUAUGAACUUUUUGAAUCCAAUUCCAUUUUCAGGAAUCAUCGUCCUUAUCUUUGAAUUUACUUCACACAGUGAGAAAAUCAUCUUUUUCAGCUUGUGGAAUUUAUGCAAUGUUCUUCGCUGAGAUGAUGACAUGGCAGCAACCCAGUUUCCCCUAUAAUUUAAUUUACUUGAAUGCAUCACAGAAACAUGAAUGAUACUCGUGUGGUCUCUUAUGCUUCUCGUUUCAGUUUGCACCAAUAUGUUCGCAGUCAUGAGGUGUAUCCCAGAAGUCUCCCAAGCGCCAGAAAAGUUGCGAGGCUUCCAACUUUCUUUCAGUGACGACCGUCUUCCCAUGCUCUCGCUCCACACCCCCAUUUCUCACACUGAAAAAAGUUGGUCUGAGUUGCACGUUGCUUCCAGCUACUCUACGCAAGCUACAGCACCACAAAAUCAGUUUAAAUUGAUCUUGAAUGAGCGAGAAGGGGGAAUUGAAGCCCUCCAGUGGCGAAACGCUAGAACUAAAGCCUGGUUCUGUUAAAUCAGGGGUCACUGACCUUUGUGAAGCUGAGAGCUACUUGAGCCUUUCAAAGGGCUACCAGGUUGAUACAGUACUGACCUUUGAACUGGAAUAGAUCAGAGUUUAAUGAUUAUUUAUAAUAAACAUUUUAAUGUAUUUUAAAGAAAUGUUUAAAAAUCUGUAUUAAUGCCUUGUGAUUAAAAAUAGAUUUAUUUAUUUAAUAAUGUUAGACUUGUGCUAUCUAGAGAAAUGGCCUGAGGGCCCCUUAUGGUUCUGGGACCACCAGGUUGGUGACCCCUGUGUUAAAUAAUUUAUUUACCCUCCUUAUCAAUGAAGCUGUGAAAAAUCCUAAAGUUUUUUUUAUUUAUUUUUUGUCCUUUUGAAUAUUAAUACUGAAGUGAAGAACAGGGAACAGCUUUUAUAAAGUUACAGUAGUUAAUAGAAACACUUCCUGUAAAUUCAUUCAAAAACUGCUACUGCAUUUUUGGCUACAAUUCAAAUGUAUGUAACAGUGUUAAACAAUGGUUGUGUGCAGUGGUGGGCUGUGUCAGCGGCACCAGAACGCGAAGGUUUCCUGUAUAAUUUUGAUCAACUGGAUGGAAACACACGAGAACUGAUCCUUUAAUGUCUGGCUUUUAUUAUAAUUUUUCCUGCCAUCUGGCGGACAGAAAAAUGUUAAGAAUUCAUAAAGCUAAACAAGACAUUACUCAGUAGUACUUCCUGUAGAUUCCUUCAAAAUAAAACACUUAAAGAGCAAGUCACCCCAAAUCAACUUUAUUUGAUUAUAAACUAUGUAAAUGAGUGUCUAAUCGUGCUGAAGACAUGUGUAUUCAAUAAUUUAGCACUUUAGUGCAACUUAGUUAAAAGUUAAAUAAUCUGCCUAAAGCUGUCAGUGUCACGCCCCCUUCAGGUAAAAACUCUGCACUGCAUUUGAAUUAAAAUCUGCCAUUUCUAUUGGCUAAGAAGUACACUAUGACAUUAGCUGGUACAUUUUGAAGUCACAAUGUAGCUGUGAGCCUGUGUGUGUGUAUUUGUCUGCCAGGCAACUGUAUUUGUUGCAUUUUUCUAAAAGGAGUUGGGAGUGGAGUAAGAGUCUGGUAGGGGGUGACUUGCUCUUUAAAACUAGAUGGGAGUUCUAAAUUAGUAUUAACAGCGUAGUUAGUGUAAAUAACAGGAAAGCCAUAACGUCUUCGCUUAAACUACUUAACUAUUAAAACUCAAAUCAGUUUUAUUUAUCCGUGUUCAACGAGAUAAAAUCAAAGAGAUCAAGCAGGAGCAGCUGUUAACAUCACUUCGAACACAUCAGAUCACACCCCCUCUGGCAGCCAAAAAACAUUUAGUCACAAAUUUUUACCAGUAUUAGUUUGUAAUUUCUAAUCAAACAUGUCAGAUAUAAAACUGUUAAAUCUUAGCUCAAAGACCAAUAAAUAAUCAGCUGCAUCUAAUAAACACACUAAGACGUUAAAAGGUAAUUAUUUUGUUUUGAACAGGAAAAGCCUUAAUGUAUUUGGAUUUCUCGAUGAAUGUAUAAACCAUCUAAAAUAAAUCAAAUUAAAACCAAAUACAAUAAAAAACAAUUUGGUAAAAAAAAAAAAGAAUUUAAAAGAGCUACUAAAAAACUGAGGAAACGUUUAAUCACAACAGCAAAUUUAAUUUGAUGGACUUGUUUAAUCAGAUGAAUGAAUUUUUUAAAAUUAUAUGCAAUAUAUUGUAAUUAUAUGGUUUAAAAGGCAAAAGUUAAGGUAAGUAAAAUUAAAAUCAAUUAAGAUAAAAGAAACACAUUUCCAAAUCAUUCUUAUUCGUAAUAAACCUUUAGUAACCUUCCAAUAUAAUAAUGUCAAAGCAGUACAACAUAAAUACGGAUAUAUUUGACCUUGAAUGUAAUAUGAGCUAAAUAUGACCAUCUGUAUGCGGUAAGUUUGCUCAUUUAAAAAGCAUAUGCAGUAAGUUGACAUAAUUAUUCUGCUAUAAAAAUAAAUGUAAAACUAUUGUUUUCCACAUUUUAUCAUGGUCUUUGAUAUGUUUUGCUCACAAUUAAUUAAUCGUGGGGAUUUUUGCACAGCAAACUGUGAUUACAACAUCUAUUUUACCUCAGAAAAUUAAAUCUACCAUAAAAUAACUUUGUUUUCUUUCUCCUGCCAGACCAAAUAGUCAUUUUGCCAAACCUAAUGCCCCCCAUACACACACAGAAAUAAAAAUUAAAAUAGAGAAAAUCCCGAAAUGUCGCUCCAAGAAGUUUGUAAAUAUUGGCAGCCCUGAAGAUUUCUUGAAAUCUUAUUAAAACGGUUGCGAAAUUUACUUCAAAACACUGGGGCAAAACUUGAGUCACGUGACUGAAGAGACACCUCACUAUUCGUUCAUUGACUUUCACGUGACCAGAAGUUAGAAAUCCAGCGGUUGUGUGCGGAGUUUUAAAAUGAAAACAAUCUAUUUCGUAGUUAGAUUAAAACAUUGUUUUCAUAUUAUGUAACUUAUAUUGUUGAAAAUGCAUCAGAGUGACGCCGUAAGAAGCGUUUGAAGCAAUGAAUGAUCUAAUUUAUCAAGUUUCGGCUGAUUGUAGCAGUUGGAAUCAUGCUGUUAAGGCAUUCUAAAGUGUAAAUAAGCACAUCAUCACCACGAUGGACGACUCGGAGCAAGAUUUUGUAGAUCUGUGCUCAAAGCUGCUGAAGCGAGUUCGCAAGAAAGCCGGAGAACCAUCCACACAGAAGAUACCAGGACAGAGCUCCAGUCAGAAGGUCCAAGAAUACAAGAAGCAGAGGAAUGAUAAACAGGGUGGAGAUUCUGAGUCGAGGUUUGCAGCUUCCCAGCCUGUUGGUGCAGGCUGUGAUCUGGAUGUGGUCUGUGGGAGGACUGGAUGCGGAUCAGGAAAUCCAGAACCUCCAGCUGACGGAGAUCUGAGAACAAAAGACAAAGUUCUUCUUAGGAUGCAGCAUUUUAAAAGAGUCACCCCACAAAAGAUGGUCCGUACUAACGUCAAGAUCCAACAAAUGAACCAGGACAGCUGGACUCUGACUUCUCAGCAUCAAAGACAAGAUCCUCUAGAGUCUUUCUCCUCUGGCCACCACGCAGAAGGUGACGAGGGUGUGGCUGUAAGGCUCCAGCAGCAGCUGGACAGAGAAGCAGCAAAGGCCCAGAUGGUGGACCUGGAGGAUGGAGGCCUCUUCUUCUGUCAGAUCUGCCACAGAGACUUGUCCCACAUGACCCAUGAGGGGCGGACACAACACCUCAACAGGUGUUUAGAUAACAGUGAAGAGAGUGGCCCAGCCCCCCCUCCACCCUCUGCUGUCCCCGACUGUCCCAUUUGUGGAAAAAGGUUCAAGUCCCAGAAGAGCCGCUCAGCCCACCUGAAGAGCUGCUCCUCAGACAUGGGCGUCUCUCCGGCAAUGCUGCUGCAGAUCCUGCAGAGACAGGCACAGGAGAGUCAGAGUGCUGCUUCUGCUAACCUGCCCACACAGCCAGCGGCCAACAAAAGGAAAGGUCCACCCAAGUCGGGCGUUCCAGCCAGGAAGAAGGCCAGAAAGAAGGAUGAGCUUCUGGAUGAGGAGACGAUGGUGGCCCUGGCUUUGUCCGCCUCCAUGGUGAAGGAAAAGAUGGAAACGGCGCUCCCUCACAGUUCCAUGACACCCGUGCUAAAAUGGAGACCUGAUGCUGCUAAGCCUUGUCGAAAGAAGAAAAAGGACACAGUACCUCGUCCUCUUCCUCUCCUCCUCGUUCAAGAUGCAGAGACAGCCCUGUCCCGGCUCCAGGAACGCGUCUCCGCUCUUCUGCUUCCCAGCCGACCCCCCUCUCCCGCCACCCCAACCCGAAGCCCCAGCACUCUGCCCAGUUUGGAGGGCGCUGCCCCCUUCUGGCAGAGAAGUGCACUGCUGGAUGGAGACUCAUGUCUGUCUGGUUUCUACUCUACGGAGCUCAAACACUUCUUCACUUCGGGGGAAUCAACCGACGCAGCUCCAUCCAGCCCCAACAAGCAACCCGAUUCUUCUGUCCAGCCGGUGAGGGAUGGAGCCCCAGAUUCAAGACCCAGAGUCUCCAUCCUACCACACCGCUCCCAGAACCCCUCCUGCUCAUCGACUCCUUCCACCCCUGGGACAGAACAACUCCCGGUGGGCAGCCAGGCCUUACAGGACCUGAUAGAUUUGGCAGAAGACGGCAUGACUCUGACUCAGUAUGGAUACACCACUAAAGAAACUCGUUUGAGCGGCUUCGUCCAGGCAGAGUCGGAGGAACUCGGCGCCAGCGGCUUCGUGCUGGAAACGACACACCAACGCUCAGACGAAACCAGCGAUCGCGCUGAGAGAAUGGUCGCUCCGCCGGGAGCAGAAGAAAGAAACAGCCGCAAAGCUGUGGCACUCUCUAAGCUGGCCUUAGACCUCAGCAGCAUGGUGAACAACCCUCAGAUGAGUGAUGUGCAGCUCCAGGUGGACACAGGAGAGGUCUACUUCGCUCAUUCCUUCAUGGUGUAUGCCCGCUGCCCUCUGCUGGCAGAAAUGGUGCAUGAAAGUGGAAUAGGAGUUCAGGAGGAGGGUCUGCCUGCAGCCCAGAGGGUGUUGCUGAACGACGUGCAGGGGGAGGCGGUGUUGGCCCUCCUGCAGUAUCUCUACACCUCCCACUGCUCCAUCUCAGCCUCUCUGCAGCCUCACAUGCUGGAGCUGGCGUCCCGGUUCGACUUGCAGGAGUUGGAGCAGCUUUGUCGGCUCCAGCAGGAUAACUCAGAGGCUCCUGACUCAACCCAGCAGGAAAAUGUCAACAACCAAACGGACCAGGCCUUCAUGGAGGUCCUCCGAUCGAUGUGGAAUGAAGAUGACCAUGUAAUGGACUCCGAUGGAGGAGGAGAAGGAGGACGGAUGGAGGAGGAGUCUGAUGAGCUCACCUCAGGUUACAGGGAAGGCCAUGAGGAGCAGGUGAACGAAGAAGAGCUGGAGGAGAUCUAUGAGUUCGCUGCCACCCAGAGACAGAAAGAGGUGGAGGCCACUGAGGAGGAGGAGGAGGUAGGUGGAGAUGUAGUGUUUACAAAACAGCUUGUAGAAGAAGAGAUUAGUGAUGAGGAUUUGAAUCCCAACAUUCGACCAGAACCGGAGUCGGGUGACUACGAGUCUCGUUCCUCCUCUGCCUCAAAGCUGAAGAUGAUUUCUUCUAAAAACAAACACGAGUCGCCUCCCAGAGCUUCAUCCAAACGAUCCGCUAGGACUUCACUUCAGUCUUCAGCGAGUUUAGUAGAAGACCUUUUAGGCAGCCCAUCCCCCGUUAUGUCCAACCUGCCUGUUGCAGGACAUUCUCCUGGACAAACGCGGUACCAAGAUGAAGAAAGCCAACCUCCUUGUGGAGUCUGCACCCCUCUUUCUCCUGAGUCCUCCCUAAAGAAGGAGGAACCUGAGCUGAUAGUUCUGUCUGACUCAAGUGAGGAAGUAGAUGUUGCUGAUUUUGUCCCCCAAAGCCUUUCUGAUCGUUCGCCCUCCACCCAGAACCCUGAAGACUACACAGGGAUCAAGGCCCAAACCUCCAGUGGAGCAGACGUAGAGAACAAAGAGCCCAGGAGCGUGGAGCUGAAUCCUGAUGAUCCACCUGACUGUUCGCCAGAGCUUUCCUGGCUGAUUCCUUCCACACCUCUUCAGUCCAGCAGAAGCAAGAGAAGCAGCUCCACCCAGACCAGAAGCAGCAUGUGCAGGACACAACUCUUCCCUAAGCGGGACUCCUCUUCAUCUUCUGGAUCACCAUCUAAGAUCGAGCCUCACACUUCCAGUGAUCCACAGAAAGCUCCACAUCCUGCAGGAACCACAAAGAGCCGAGUCACCAGACCUCUCAGUAGCUCCAGUUUGGAUCACAAGCUUUCUCCAAGUAAAGAACGUGGAGUUAACGCGUUACAAUUGGAGCUCCUACGUCUCCAAAGGUUGACAUGUCACGCCCUAGAUCCCUCAAAGCGGAAUCCUCUUCAUCUGCUGAAUCUCCCGUACAGCAGCACUCCCGUCCACCAGCUCCCCGUCCCUCCUGCUGCAUCCCCGCUCACCUCUGAUGCAGAGAAACGGACUUCAUCAAGUCCAAAACGAGACAGGACACCCCUAGGAAGUCCGGAAGAGGUGGAAUUAAGAAGUUUUCACCUCUCUCCUUUGUCCAACCCUUCAGAUCCAUCCUCCUCUUCUCACAGAUCCAAGAGACGGUCCAGCAGCAGUGACGUCACACGGGACCGUCUCAAAGGGACAGGACAGAAAGACGAGGAGGAAGUAAAAGCAGACAUGGAGUGUACUAAAGAAAGGACAGGAGGGACAGGUGUAGGAGAAUCCAGUCUCCAGCAGAGCCUCUUGGUCAUGGACGAGCCUCCGAUAGCGUUCAACGACUCCUGGGGUCUCGACGCCUGUGCAGAGGUCAAUCCAGGUAAUUUCAGUCUGAGGCUGGAAGACAGCAAAGGAUUAAGCCCGCAGGAGAUGUCCAAGCCUUCGUAUGAUGAUGGGAUUCAGACAACGUCCAACUGUGGAGGUCCAACUGUCCUUUCACAUCAGAGUCCCCACCCAGAACCAUCCAGUAGCAAACCGAAGCACACCGGAUUCUCCUCGCCGCCUCAUCCCAAAACUCACACCUCACCAGAGAUCGACGCCGGACUUCUGGAAUCCAAACUGUGGGACAGCUGGAAUCAGGAGGAGGUGGAGGAAUGUCCUCCCACUCAGCUCAGAACUCCAGCUCCGCCCCAGGAUAAAACGCCCCACCCCAUGGAGCCCAUCACUCCCAUGCCUCACUUCUCAGACAUGGACACCCCAGAGCUGAAGAACAAACUCAACAGGUUCGGGGUUCGGCCGUUACCGAAGCGUCAGAUGAUCCUGAAGCUCAAGCAGAUCCACCAGUACACCCACCAGGUGACCAGCUCUGACUCAGAGGACGAGGCACCGCCUCCCAGACGGUCCAUCUCCACCAAUCAGAUGGAACAGUUCAAAGAACCUAGAGCUCCUGCUGCCACGUCCCCUGGGAAAGACAAGUGUGGGGACGGCGAGCUGCUUUCUGCCUCUCAGGGCUCAAAUACCUCGUCAACUGCCACCAGUGAGGAAUCUGAAAGGUCCAACCCAGAGCAGGUCCUCUCUUCUGAUGGCGACUCGGACAGCGACGGCGGCAUCUCGUCCUCCCAGGCGGCGUCCCGCCUCCAGGAUCGUAUCCAGGCCGUGCGCUCCUUCAUCCUGUCCACCCCCAAGAUCUUCAACCAGAUCCUCCAGUACGAGCCUCUCGUCCUGUCCCAGUUUCAGGCGGAGCUCAAGGCGGCGGGGAUCCGCCUGGGCGCCGCCAAGCUGAUGGACUACCUGGACUCUCAGUGCAUCACCUUCACCACAGCCAAGCUAGGCCAGCCUGGGACCAGCAGGGGGGGCCGGGGGGGCAAAAGGAUGGGCAAGGGGGCGGGAGGAGCAGGCAGGAAGAAAAACGCAUCCAGUCACAUCCCAAAAUUACGCACAGCGGGAUGA